AUGGUGUCUUCGCUGCUCUUGGGAGCUUUAAUGCUUCUACCAGGCAUUUCUGUUUCAGCAAAUGCCUGUGUCGAAAGGCCUCACGGAUAUUGCAAGCAGCUGGAUAUUCGGCUGCCUAUUACCGCAGAUACUGCCGUUUUUGACAUACCAAGAGUGGACAACGAUAUUGAAGCAGUAUCCUGGGCAAUUUACGAUGCCACCCGGACUACUAUACACGGCCCUGGUAAUAUCAUCAAGAAUACCACGACUUCUGAGACGUUCAAUAUCCAUGCUCAGCUGUGCAUUCCCAAGUCUACCAAGAAUGGAAAGCACAAUAUCUUGCAGAUCGCCACCCAUGGAGUGCACUACGACUCUAGAUACUGGGAUUCCGAGUACAAGCCGGAGAACCACUCCUACGUGGAAGCAGCACUUAAAGCAGGAUACUCCAUCUUCACGUAUGAUCGUCUGGGAGUCGGUCAAUCUGAUAAGCCGGAUGCAUACGACGUGGUCCAAGCACCUGUUGAGCUCGAAAUUCUCCGCCAAUUGACCCUGAUGGCACGCAAUGGUAGCCUGUAUGAGUUUGCGGCCCCGCAUAAGGUCGUCCACAUCGGACACAGUUUCGGCUCAUUCCUUACCUCGGCCUUCAUUGCCAGAUACGGGCCUCUUACUGAUGGAGCCAUCAUCACGGGCUACCUGUUCACCAAAGAACUUGCAAGCGCCGGCUCAACAUCGUUCAGCGUCGAAUAUGCCGCCACAGGAAACCCUCCUUUCAACCGAUCAAGCGGCUACGUAGUGGCCCAGAGAGAUGGUAUCCAAAACAUCUUCUUUGGUGGCAAUCCCAAAACCGCCUUCACACCGGAGUUGCUUGACUAUGGCAUUAGCAUCAAGCAGCCUGUCCCGAUCGGAGAGUUCGCCUCUGCCUUCUCGCUGCUUGGAAACCCCGGGCCAUCCUUCAGGGCCCCUGUGCAAUUCCUGUUGCCAGAGCUUGACUUUUACAUCUGCCGAGGCGAUUGCAGGGGUUUGGCCAACAUGACAGAGUUGAACGCGACUUACCCCCACGCUACGAAAAUCGAGGUGGCUCUUCAGCCCAACACUGGCCAUGCGCUGCCACUCCACAACAAUGCCACAGCAGGGUUCCAGCUUAUUUUCGACUUCUUUUCUAGGAAUGGGUUGUAA
Trichoderma breve is the source of this 1155-nucleotide messenger RNA. RefSeq names its product alpha/beta hydrolase family domain-containing protein. The transcript is spliced from 2 exons. The record is from RefSeq and is a predicted model, not a curated record. Bases 1 to 1155 code for a protein of 384 amino acids. NCBI's taxonomy places the organism in Eukaryota, Fungi, Ascomycota, Sordariomycetes, Hypocreales, Hypocreaceae.